GCUUACUCGUACAUUUCGUUCGGCGCGGUAGAUUUCAUCUCUUCAAAAACCCUGUUCGAUAUCCUUUAUCGUUAGGUUUUGAGGUCUUGCAACAGCAGCUCACUCUCCAUAAACGUCUUUCUGAUCAUGCCGUCUAAUAUCGAAAUCAAAGCCCAUCUUAGAAGUCCAGAGUAUGUAAGAAAGAAAGCUUUGGAGCUAAGUGGGAGUGACAAGGUGGAAAUUCUGCAUCAAUGCGACACGUUCUUUCAUUGUCCCAAUGGUCGACUAAAACUCCGGGAAUUUAAGGAAGAUCCUACAAAGUUAUCUCAGCUGGUUUUCUACGACCGGCCGGAUACUACCGGACCAAAACUUUCAAAAUUUUCAAAGACAGAAUCUCAUCAUCCAGACCAACUCAAGAUUACGCUGACACAAGCAUUGGGUGUUCAAGGCAUUGUCAAGAAAACCAGAACACUGAUAAUGAUUGGUCAGACCAGGGUACAUAUUGAUGAAGUAGAUGAACUGGGAAGCUUUAUGGAACUUGAGGUUGUGAUGAAGCAAGACCAAUCAAUAGAAGAGGGAACCAAAAUAGCAGACAAUUUAAUGGAAGAGCUCGGCAUCCAGCCCAGUGAUCUAAUCUCAGGAGCUUACAUGGAUCUCAUACUGCAGCGGAAUGUAGACGGAGAUUCUUGACUCAAAGUGACUUUCAAAACGACAGAAAUUCAUUCUUAAAGGAAUGUUACAGAAUUGGUAAGAAAAACACUUGUCUAAGAUCACAGAUUUACAUUAAACUUACACGGUGA
Messenger RNA from Asterias rubens (European starfish), 779 nucleotides. RefSeq lists its product as uncharacterized. The record is from RefSeq and is a predicted model, not a curated record. Bases 127 to 669 code for a protein of 180 amino acids. The transcript is spliced from 5 exons. Lineage: Eukaryota; Metazoa; Echinodermata; Asteroidea; Forcipulatida; Asteriidae.